This is a messenger RNA of Micropterus dolomieu (smallmouth bass), 3220 nucleotides long. RefSeq names its product RAD21 cohesin complex component like 1 (gene rad21l1). Gene Ontology annotation, biological process: replication-born double-strand break repair via sister chromatid exchange; synaptonemal complex assembly; mitotic sister chromatid cohesion. The transcript is spliced from 14 exons. Gene Ontology annotation, molecular function: protein binding; chromatin binding. The record is from RefSeq and is a predicted model, not a curated record. Gene Ontology annotation, cellular component: synaptonemal complex; cohesin complex. Lineage: Eukaryota; Metazoa; Chordata; Actinopteri; Centrarchiformes; Centrarchidae. Bases 431 to 2068 code for a protein of 545 amino acids.
AGUUAGUUUGAGCCCAUCCUCGUUGCUUUCUGGCAUGUGAAGGUCAUGAAUAGCCUAAAAUAAUUGAGACAAUUUUGUUAGUGGAUCUAACAGGACUGAGUAAACAUUUAAUCGAUAUAAUUUCAUAACUGUUGUUGUUGUCGCCAUGAGGGGACGGGGUUCUGGAAAUCAUAACAAUUGUUAACAGUUAGCUUGAGCCAACGGUCAGAUACAGACCGAGGGGGAACAACAUCGCUUUUCUCAUGUCACUGUCUACGGCCCAGUCGUAACGGUACCGACCCAAAAAUCACCUGUUGGUCAGUCACUCCUCUUUUCUUUUUUUAUUGUGGGCGGAAGUCGUUGUUUACUCCUCGCGGUGUUGUGCACGCUCCGAAUAUCAAAACCAAACGCGGCACUUUCAAAGUUAAGCUAGCUUCGGUACUCCAGCGUGAUGUUCUACACUCAGCUCUUCACGUCCAAGCGGGGCCCUCUAGCCAAAAUUUGGUUGGCAGCCCACUGGGAAAGGAAACUCACAAAGGCCCAUGUAUUUGAAUGCAAUUUGGAAACCUCCAUCAGAGACAUUAUUUCCCCAACGAUGAAAAUUGGUUUGAGGACAUCUGGUCAUCUGCUCAUUGGUGUGGUCAGGAUCUACUCCAAAAAAGCCAAGUAUCUCCUUGCAGACUGCAAUGAUGCCCUGGUCAAAAUUAAAAUGGAAUUCAGGCCAGGUCAGACAGAUAUGCCCGAGGAGGGGCUCGAGGCAACACUAAAAGCAAUUACCCUGAUCGAAGAUUUCACCGCCUUCGAUGUCCAGCUGCCGCACCCAAGUAACAUAGAUGUCGUGGACCACUUUUCACUGAACCAGUGUCGAUCAGAAGAAAUUACUCUGAAAGAGGAUUUUGGAAGUGGCUUUCUGAACUUGGCAGAUUUUGGAGAUGAGUCCCAGAGCCACCAUAAUGCUCUGAUGGAUAUGAGCUUCCAGAGCCUGGCUCAACAUGGAGACGCUUUUGGGGAUGAGGAUAAAGGGUUCGACCUACUCGACUUUCUGACAAACUCCAGUGAUCACAUUGAGUCCACCGACUUAAUCCCAGAAGAGCCUCAUAAUGAAAAUCCAGAGAUCUCUACAGUCAAUUAUCAACAAGAUGCUGACAAAAUGGAGGUGGAGACCCCUACACUGAAUCAGACCACCCUGCUUGCUAAUGAGGCGGAGGCCUUUGCCCUUGAACCUGUGGCCAUCACUCCAAACUCUGAGAAGAAGAGGGGGAAAAGGAAACGCAAGUUGGUUGUGGACCAGACUAAAGAGCUGAGCAAUGAAUCCAUCAGAGCCCAGCUUUCUGACUAUUCAGAUCUGGUCGCCCCUUUGGACAUGGCCCCACCAACCCUGCAGCUCAUGCAUUGGAAGGAGAGCGGAGGUGCAGACAAACUCUUUGCACAGCCAUGUUCCACUGUAGUAUCUCCACAAAUACAGGAGCUUUUUGCCAAGAGUAUUUUCCAGGUGAAAUAUUCUGGUGUGUGUGAUGAGGUUGAGGUGAUACGCCAGGGUGGACAAGAAGUUCAGAGGGACACAAGUGCACUCACCACAGACAACGCCAGUCCAGUGGAUUCAUCAAUAGAUCCUGAAAAAACACACAACGCUGAAUUGACAAUCAUUGAUGCCAUUAAUGACAGUCAACAUGAGAAUUACCCCGAGCUCGCAGAGGUAAGUAUGUCAGGUGAGGAGAAGAAUGAAAACAGGUCGGCGUUUACUCAGCCUGAACUUCCGUCAGAAGACUCCAUGUUUGUUCAUACAUCUUUCAUGGAGCAGGAAACUCAGUCAACUUCCCUCCACACUCAGUCUAUGCUGGACAGCCAGGACUUUGAGGAGAAGAAGAUAAGCAGGCGUGCACAGAAGCUUCUGAACACUCUAAAAAGCCAGGGCAACAGAGACACCACGUUCAGCCUGGAGGCACUCUGCGAAGGAGGGACUCGCUCACAGGCUGCAACCACUUUCUUCUGUCUCCUCAUCCUGAAAAAACAAAAAGCUCUUCACCUGCACCAGAGCGCACCGUAUGAGGACAUCUUUGCCACACCUGGACCCAAGUUCUAUGAUUAGUACAACAGAAAACUUGAUCUGCCUCAUGCUCAAAUAGCACGUUUGUGUUUCUAUGUCAGUGUCCCAGAGUAAAAAUCAAAUGGGUUUCUGGGCUAACUAGUAAAAACUUAUUAAUUAUAUGUAACACACAUUAGUAUGUUUAUGUGUGUGUCUCUAUACAUGUAUAUAUUCUUUUUGCUUGUUCUUGGCACUUUUCAUUUGUGAGAAAUUGGAUAUGGUAUUAAUGAAGGAGCAGUUUGUCUAAAACUUGUCAGACUGUUUUUAUUAGGCCUCUGACAUAAAACAAUAUCUGACACCCGAUAUGGGUUUCACAACCCUAAAUUUAUUAACUGAUCUAAAAGAUCCUUAGAAUUUAUCUAAAAAAUAUUUCAUAUCAGUAACAUCUGAUGUUCUGCAGUUAUUCUUGCGGUCUUUAGGAAACUGACAUUUCCUGCAUGUUAGUGUUUUACACCAGUCCCUCUUCUAUUUAUUCUAAACACAGGAUUUUAAGAACCACCCUUACUAUAUGUAAUCCCUUUUGAAAAUGACAUUUCAUUCUAAGCAAAUUACUGCUUUAAAGUGCAUUGAUUAUUGGCAAUUUAACAUUGUUCUCUGUGUUAAUGGAUGAACAUCUAUAUGAAACACACACGAUACAUUUACUUGUAUACAUUUUUCUAGUUUUAGAAAGAUUGAUUUUACGUAUAUUUUAUAUAAUGAAGUUUGGGAUAUGUUACUCAAGUCAUAUAUUCACCAUAUAUUCUUCAUGCUUGUGGUCUAGAUAUUCUUGAUGUUUUUUUUGUUUUGUUGCGUGCAGCUUAAAUCCAGAAAACUGAGUACUCACUUCUGUACAGUACUGAGCUGUUCUUUAGUAACGAAUGGAGUGACUAAUGUUAAAUUAUACAGUGAUAAUAGACUCAAAUUGAAUUAUAUGUAUUUAUAUUCCUACUGCUGGUCAGAAUUUGUAUGUCAUCCAUUUUAUUCUGUGCUCAAUGCAGGCCUGACAACACACAUUCAGCAAAAUAGGUUACAGGCAUAGGAAUUACUUUACUAAACUGAAAAUCCCAUUUUCCACUUGUUCUUGGAGUUCAUUAUGUAAAAAGCCAUAUUAAAUGUGUGUUUUUCCUGAAAUUGUAAAUACCUGUUAUGGCUUAUGUUAUUAAUGUAUAAAUGGAU